Nicotiana tabacum (common tobacco) is the source of this 1703-nucleotide messenger RNA. NCBI's taxonomy places the organism in Eukaryota, Viridiplantae, Streptophyta, Magnoliopsida, Solanales, Solanaceae. The record is from RefSeq and is a predicted model, not a curated record.
AUGGCUUGUAUAUGGGGAUCAACGAGAGAGAACGCUCUUGCGUCUAUUAUAGAAGCCUUCAAUAGUGACAUACAGCAUGAGUUUGUUGAAAAGAAGUUUGCCACUUUGUUGCAACAAUGUCUGAAUUCCAUUAAACGGGGAUCCUCCAAGGAGAUAGCUUUGGCAUCUCAUUUUCUUGGAAUUUUGGCUUUAACUGUUGGCCCUGGGGACAAAGCACAUGAAAUGUUGGAAGAAUCAGCGUCUCCUAUUACGGAGGCUCUUAAAUCUCGUUCUGAGACAUCUAAGAUAUCUUCGCUACUGGAGUGUUUGGCCAUUAUCACUUUUGUUGGAGGUGAAGAGGCAGAGGAAACAGACAAGUCAAUGCAAUUGAUGUGGCAGGUCAUUCAUCCAAAAAAUGGUCCUAAUGUAGCUACUGCUAAACCUUCACCACCAAUGAUAACAUCAAUGGUAUCUGCGUGGUCUUUCCUCCUUGCUACCAUUGAUGGACGGGCACUAAACCCAAAAAGCUGGCAAGGGUCAAUCUCUUACUUUUCAACUCUGCUGGACAAGGACGACAGAGCUGUACGCAUUGCAGCUGGCGAAGCACUUGCUUUAGUUUUUGAAGUCGGGAAUCUUGAGAAGUUCUCUGUUGAAGAUAAAGGAUCUAGUGACAGCUCCACAGAUGAAGCAAACAAAUCUAAGAAUAUUUUGCAUAUCCAAGGAUUAAGAGCGAAGGUCCUGAACCAGAUGAGAAGCCUUUCAGUAGAGGCAGGAGGCAAAGGAUCAGCCAAGAAGGACCUCAACAGCCAAAGAAACACAUUUCGAGAUAUCUUGGAAUUCCUUGAGGAUGGUUACAAUCCAGAGAGCUCAAUGAAGAUUGGUGGGGAGUCACUUACCACAAGUACCUGGCGUCAACUGAUACAGUUAAACUUUCUAAAGCACUUCCUUGGAGGAGGUUUUGUGAAGCACAUGCAGGAAAAUGAAUUUCUUCAUGAUGUCUUUGGUUGCACACCGAAGAGAAAAUUGCUUUCGGGUGUUGAGCAUCGUGUAUCUGGAACAGAAAAGAGGCUGUACAAGUCACCAAACUCAGUCGCUAACAAGGCUAGAACUCAAUUUCGAAACAAGCAAAGGAUGUUAUCUCAGGCAAGUAAAAACCUUCUUCUUCAUUCUGGUCAAUUUACGUGUCCAUGAUGUCAUCGGGUCGUACUGCUGGUGAGUAGAUAUCUGAACUUCACUUUCCGAUGUCUCACAGCUGGCAGAUGAGUUCUCAUCAGUUUAAAUUUCUUUUGUUGAUUCUGCCAUCUUAUGGAAUAGUAUCUUUUUGGGAGGUAGUGUUGCAUCUCCUGUUAAUUGUAUUAAUCACUCAUCAAAGAUUCUCUUAUUAGCUUUGAGUUCCAUCUGGGUUCGUGGCUAAAGAAGGAAUCUCUAACUCGAAAAAAUAUUUUGUCAUAAUUUUAUGGCCUGUCAUGUCUAUCUAACUAAGUAUACGUGUGGUGGUAUUUCGCAGGAUAAGAAUGUGAGGUGCUACUACACGGCUGGUGAUGAGGCCUGAAGAUUAUUAGUUGAAUAGAAUCGCAGUUCACAAGCUAAUAUAUAUAUACAUUUGGAUAUAUUUUGGUUCCCAUGUUAAGAUAUUCAUUUCUAGUCGGACAUUUGUAUAAAGAUAUGGUUGAAACUCCGAAGAUGAUUAUAUCGUCUGUGGGAAGCUUGUUGGUUCCUUGUUA